AAAAGAUUAGUCUUACUUAACCUAUUCAAUGGAUCACAAAAAAACUUUUCAUGUCUGAGGAUGGAUUAUUAUGAAAAAGGAAACAAAAUAAAAAUGAUGCACUGGAUAUUGUUAAUCUGCUUUGCAAGCUUAACACUUUCCUUGCCGCUUACUGAGAAACGAUCCCGGCGAACAAGAUCUGACAGUUAUGAAUCAUACACAGGCCUGCAUGGAGCAAUGAUGCAACCUAUGCAACCUAUCUAUAGAAGAAUUCCAAUCCCAAUGCCCUACCCAGUUUUCAGACCAAUAUUUGCUCCUCAGAGACCUAUCAUGCCACCAGUGUUUAUGCCACAACCACCAAUUCUACAACCUCCUCCUCUACCACCAGUAAUUGUACCUCAACAGCCCCUAGCACCACCUCUUCCUCCUCCUUCAUUUCCCCCUGUUAUUGUGCCUCCCCAGCCUAUUCCACCUCCUCCUCCUCCUCCUCCUUUGCCUCCCAUUAUUAUUGCCCCAGAACCCAUUCCACCUCCUCUUCCUCCUGUUUUGCCUCCUAUUAUCAUUCUUCCAGGUCCAGAAAAUGGACCUGUAGCAGGCCCAGACUCAGGCUUUAUCCAGAACUCAGGAGCCGGUGCUGCACCAUGCCCAGGAUCAGGUCCUGUUCCACCGGAGAAACCAGUUCCUUCCUUUUCUAUCCCUAUACCAUUUCCAUUUCCAGUCCCUGAGCCAGUUCCUGUGCCUGAUCCUCCACCUCCUCCAUCUACUCCUCCUGCAUCACCAUCCUCACCAGUUGUCAUAAUUUCAACACCUGAUGACCCUAUACCCCCUGAAGCACCUCCAGUUAUAAUAGUACCACCUACUUUAGGUGAAUCUUUUGGAUCAGGGACAAAUGGAGGAUUUCCUGUUUCUUUUGAUGGGAUUGGUGGUAACAAUGGUUUUGUAUUUGGAGGGGGGAGAUAUGAAAUUGGUGGGGUAGGAGGGGGUGGAUAUGGUGGAGGUGAUGCUGGAGGUGGAAAUGGUGGUGGUGGAUUAUAUGGUAAUGGUGGAGAAGGAGGGGGUGCUGGUGGAGCAGGAGGAGGUGCAGGUGGUGGAGCAGGAGGAGGUGGUGGAGGAUUUGGUGGUAUUGGAGCAGGAGGAGGUGCUGGUGGUGGUGGACAUGGAGGUGGUGGUGGAGGAUAUGGCAGAGGUGGAAAUGGAGGAUAUGGUGGAGGGGGAGGAGGUGGUGGUGGUUAUGGUGGAGGUGGUGCUGGUGGUGAAGCUGGAGGUGGUAAUGGUAGAGGUGGAAGUUAUGGUGGGUAUGAUGGAGGUGAUGCUGGAGGAGGAGCAGGAGGAGGUGCAUAUAGUGGAAGUGGUAUAGGAGGAGGUGGAUAUAACAGUGGUGGAUAUGGAGGAGCGGGUGGUGCUGGAGGAAAUGGAUUUGGAGGAGGUUUUACAGGUGAAAUUGGUGGAGGUGCUGGUGGUGGUGGACUUAUUGGAGGGUGGUUUGGAGGUGGAGGAGCAGAAGCUAAUGGCUAUGGAAAUGAAGGAUAUGUAAAUUGGAACACAGGAUGGAGUACAGAUAAUGGUCGAGACAAAGAAGUCGCUCCACCAGUUUUUAUUUUUCCUUUUCCUGCUAAAAUUUCAUCUGUAGCAGCAUCAGAUACUUUGUAA
Polypterus senegalus (gray bichir) is the source of this 1629-nucleotide messenger RNA. Its product is annotated as translation initiation factor IF-2-like. The coding region runs from base 61 to 1629 and encodes 522 amino acids. The transcript has 4 exons. The record is from RefSeq and is a predicted model, not a curated record. NCBI's taxonomy places the organism in Eukaryota, Metazoa, Chordata, Cladistia, Polypteriformes, Polypteridae.